Serendipita indica DSM 11827 is the source of this 1011-nucleotide messenger RNA. Lineage: Eukaryota; Fungi; Basidiomycota; Agaricomycetes; Sebacinales; Serendipitaceae. The record is from the annotation of a GenBank genome assembly.
AUGGCUGCCAUCGACACUUCUAACAUCAAAAGGCUCACUCCAGAAGAGGAGGAGCAACUAAUCAAUGCGCGCUUGGGCAUGGAAGAUAGACAAAUGAUAAGAAGAGUCACAAAACAAUGGCAUCAGCACGUCAAUGCCGAGACCCGUCAUCCAGAAUCUGGUGAAAAGUUUUUACUUGAACUAGAAACAUUUGGACUUGCGUAUCGUAAAAACAACAUUAUCGUCAAAGCAGAGCAGAGACAGGUGAUUGAAUAUCAGGAGAAGAAGGCCCGGUUAGAACGAGAGGCCCUAGCUGUACUCGAGGAGAUUGAAAGGCUCAAGGUCACACUGGAGGAGAGCCAAGAGUUGAGACGCCGAAAGAUUGCCUACGACGAAAUAGCGGACAAAAUCAACGCUUACCCAACUCGUGAAGAGCAAAGCAAACAAAUAGCAACACUGGAAGCUGAGAUAGCAGCUAUCAAGGAGGAACAAGAAGUGGAACGCCGUGUCAAGCGAGAGAGACAUGAUGGCCUAACAGAACUCAAUCGCGUACUUGAUCAACUGCGAAUAGUUGGCAAGGGAGCAGAGGCUGUGGUGCUAGAUUCCGACACCCUCGUUCCAGAGCUGAUCGUUGGGGAUGUUGAAAUGUCGAGCAGCCAACCAGACGGGGAGAUGGAAGAGGGAGAAGAACGAGAGACGGCCCAGGACACGUCUAACGCUCGACCACCAACUUCCACCUUGAAUCCUCAUGCUCCAGAAUUCCAGCCUCGACACAGCACGACCUCUCUUUUACGGAGUCGCCUCAGAGGUGAUUAUGCAUCUGCUCCUGGCUCCCCUGCACCGAGCGCUCCUUCGCCUAGAAACACCCAAGAUUCGAAUAAGAACGACGAUGAUGUGGAAAUGGGCGAGGUUCGUGAAGGCCCAUUCACAGUCAAGGCCAAUGGAACUAGUUCGCAUCGCCUUGUGGCCGACGAUUUGGAGGAAGGUGAAGCAAGCGACGAUUCAAGCCUGACGCCUGGGCCCGAAGACUAG